AUGACCGUUCAGAACGAGGCUUCUGCCUUUCUUUCCUCUGAAGAGUUCGUCUUCUCUGAAGCGGUGCUUCCCCUCCUUUUAGGCGGAGGAUGUGGUGGUGUUUUCAGACGGCUCUCCAAUGGUAAGGGCAGGGUGGCGGGUCCAAUGGGGCUUCCCGUCCGCCUGGAGCCUUUCGGCCGAUUUGAGGGCUCUAGUCAGGGUUGUGUAGGGGUAGGGGUUGGUGUGGGUCUCCUAGGUGCGUCUCCGAGUUGGUCCUGGGCUCGUCUGGGAUGGAUCAAUAUUGAAGUCGAGGCGAUUGAAAUUUUGCUGCAAGACAAAUACAUCCCGUGUAGUGCUAACGGGUGCGUAAUGUCCCCAAAGAUACAACGACUAUUUGACUCGGAUGCUGUAGCACACAAACUUCAGAGUUCCAGCGAACACGAACAGAGUCGAGAACUGAGCAAGUGUUGUAUGAUGCGUGAGGCUAUCGGAAUACCGGAUGCAUUGGCGAUCCGUUGCCUUUGGCUGCUUAGGUUAGAAGCUCCCAGCAUUCGUAUCACGAAGCAAAAUGUCAGGGCUUUUACUGACAAGUGCCUCUGUUUCUCACAUUACAGCGAGGAUGUUGCUGUUGCAGAGGCCCCAGCACCAGCACCAGCUCUCGGGGAGCCUAUGGAUAUCAUGACUGCUUUGCAGUUGGUGUUGAAAAAGUCACGGGCUCACAGUGGUCUUGCUCGAGGGCUUCAUGAAGCUGCUAAGGUUAUUGAGAAGCAUGCUGCUCAGCUUUGUGUAUUGGCAGAGGACUGUGACCAGUCUGAUUAUGUCAAACUGGUGAAGUCUCUGUGUGCUGAUCACAAUGUUAGCUUGAUCACGGUGCCUAGUGCUAAAACUCUUGGCGAGUGGGUUGGGUUGUGUAAGAUUGAUUCUGAAGGGAAAGCAAGGAAAGUUGUCGGCUGCUCCUGUGUUGUUGUUAAGGAUUAUGGGGAAGAUAGUGAGGGUCUUCCUAUUGUUCAGGAAACUCUUUCGAAGUUGUUGAGGAUACUUAUAAGUUGUGGAAUGUCUGUUGCUGAUGGUUUCAUGUAUGGAGAAUGGCAGGAUAUCCCGCUUAAUCCAGACCUGCGUUUGGUUCAUGGGACUAAAACCUGCAGUAAUCCCAUCGACCAGUAUAAAAAUGUUUAA
This is a messenger RNA of Striga asiatica, 1155 nucleotides long. The record is from the annotation of a GenBank genome assembly. NCBI's taxonomy places the organism in Eukaryota, Viridiplantae, Streptophyta, Magnoliopsida, Lamiales, Orobanchaceae.